Caenorhabditis auriculariae is the source of this 3746-nucleotide messenger RNA. The record is from the annotation of a GenBank genome assembly. NCBI's taxonomy places the organism in Eukaryota, Metazoa, Nematoda, Chromadorea, Rhabditida, Rhabditidae.
AUGGCCUCCGAGGCCGGCGGUUUUUUCACACGGGCUAAGCAGGUUUGUCAGCUUCGUUUUGAUUUUUUUCUAAACCAGUUUGAAAAAAAUUUCAAGAGAAUAGAAAAAAAUUUUAAGUGUCAUUUUUUUAUCUGGAAAAAAACUUUUAAAGAAAACAAGAAUUUUUUUAGUUUCUGUACGUUUUACGAGUUUUAUCAUAAAAAAACAUUUAAAUUGAAUUUAUUUAGUUAACCGAAGAAACUUUUUCUCAAAGCUGAAAGAACGGAGCUCGACUCUCACUUUGAAAAUUUGCUGCAACGUGCUGACAAAACGGAAGAACAUACUCGUCGUCUUCUUUCUGCAAUCGAGAGCUACUUGCAGCCAAAUCCAAGUGAGAAAUAUUUUUAACAUUUGCCCUUUCCUUCGAUACUCCCGUUUUUUUUUGAUUGAAGUCCUACCAACACAUCAUCAACGCGAAUUCACAAAUUUUUCUUCUUCACAGAGCUCCCAUGUGGGAAAAUUGGAAAAGUUCUUCUUGAGUAAUUUGAUACUGAGAAAAAAAUCUGGGAAUCCGCGACUUUGGAAAAUUGAACGGAAAAAAGGUUAAGCCAUAAAGUUAAAUAAAUAAAUGGUGUAAAAAAAUAAUUUGCUUUUCAGUUCGAAAAAAAUUAGCUCAUCUAUUACAUACGUUGAAUGUCAAACUUUCUUAUCUUCUUAUUUUGAACUUCUUCAAGUAACAAUAAAGAAACAGUUUAUUGAUAUUAACAUUGCAAGUUGAACAGUUUUUUAAAAAAAACAAUGAAUGGAAUGAUAAAAAGUGUGAUAAUUUUUUUUAUUUUGAACAUUUUAAGCUGUUCGCAUGGAGGAAGUUUUUUACGAAAAGUUGGAACUGAAGAAAGAUGGCGUCACCCGCCAAAAUAACCUGGAACAUCUUGCCACAGCCAUGUCCGAAGCUGGUGACCAAUUUGGCUCUACAACACCUUACGGUUUUUUUUGUUUUAUUGUGAAGAAAAUGAACGAACGUAACUUAUAAUUUAAAGGAAGUGCUCUGGUAAAAGUCUCCCAAACUCAACAACGCUUGGGCCAAGCGGAGCGCGAGCUAUGUGCCCAAGCGGCUUCGCACACUCUUUUGCCGAUCCGUCGUUUUCUGGAAGGCGACAUGAAGACAAUCCAGGUGAUCGUUACCUUUUCUGCUCUCUUUCAUGAUGAUUUUCAGAAAGAGCGCAAAGUUUUGAACAGUAAGAGAUUGGAUUUGGAUGCCUGCAAAAAAAUCGAUUGAAGAAAGCUAAAAAAAUGUGGAAACUCAGGGAAACGUUGGUUUUUUUGUUUAUAGUAACAAUUAAAUAAAGAGAAAAAAACAAAACAAAAAAAUUAAAAUGAUGGAACAAUUUCAGUCAAAUAGUAAAACUGGAGGUGGAUUUUCUGUGGAGCAGGUGAGUGAAUGUUGUGGUGAAGUAUCUGGGACACCUUUCUAGAGUUUCUUCUUUUUGUUAUAUCCCUUCAAAAGAGAUUUUAUUUUUCGAUUCCACCAUGAGUUUUAGGCUGAAGCGGAUUUGCGAGUGGCCCAAGCAGAAUUUGACAAACAGGCUGAAAUCACGAAACUUCUUCUCGAGGGAAUUCAAACUGCGCACGUAAGAUUUAUUUUUUCAUUUCUGAAUGAGAGCGUAAAAAGGUUUUUCAAUUUAGCGGUGAGAUAUGCUCCAUAUUCUAAUCAAAAAAGUGCAAAAAAUUUCUUUCCUGAUAUCAGGGAGUUGUCAAGCAAGAAAUCAUGUAGGUUUGAUUCUGCGGAUUCUUAUCUAAUUCAUUUUUUAAAAAUUUACGACAAAUUUACAAAAGGCCCUGGUACUGAAAUCUGGAGAAAUCUUAGAGAAAAUCGAUAACUAAGGAUAGUGACACUCCUAAUUGCAGAAUAACCAAUUCAAGUGUUUGCGGGACUUUGUAGAGGCUCAGAUGUCUUUCUACGCACAGGCGCACCAACUGAUGGCUGAUUUGCAGAGAGAACUCAGCGGGUAAAAAUUCAUUUCUUUCAUUACAACGCUGGUGCUUGUUGCAUGGUAGCCAUUUCGUGGAAACUCUUGAGAUUAUUUUAUCAAAUUUUUAGAAGCGUCAGGCUUUUUUUUAUUUUCAGCCCUUGCUGUUGAUAAAUGUAGUUUUUUGUGCGCUAGUUGCAAAGUUACUUGUGUUUUCCAUUUAAGGAAAAGAAACUCAGCCAAGUCGAUGUGAAGGUGUGUUGAUUUUUUUUAGUUCUCUCAGCGACACCGGCAUCUCGUUUGCGAAUCCGGUGCAUGGACGUCCUGGCGAAGAUGGCGUCUAAUCAGAUCGGCGUUUCCUUCAAAAAACUUUCAUUUUUUGGUGACAAGAAAAAAAGAAACCGCUCCAAUUUUUAAAAAUCAGUUAUUUCUCAAAAUUUGAUCAAAAUCGCAAGCUUAUUGUUUACAGCGGUUUCUCUUUAGUUUAAAAAUCCAAUCUCAGUUUUAGAGUUUUUCUCGAGUUCAAUAGCGCAUUUUUGGCUAUCAACCAUAGUAUUGCUUCCAAAUAGUUCAUUUUAUACCUGCAUGACCUACUUCUGCUUUUAUUCAUUCGACAUUCUUUACCUUAUAUUUUGCACAUAUUAUCACCAAAUAUUUAUUUUGCGCACGGUGUCAAAUGUUCAUUUGUUGUGUGUGGCUGGUCUUCCACGCAUUUUUCCGUAUUUUUGUGAUACCAUAGAUUGUAUAAAAACAGAAUCCUCUAACGAUAGAUUUCUAUUGCGAUUUAUUGUAUGAUAAUCGAUUUUGAGGCAUUAUUUGUCAUUAUUGGUGCUGAAAUUUUUGGCCAUUGUUAGUAUUUGUGUGCGUUGUGUCCCGCUUUUAACGUAAUUUGAAAUAAGUUUCUUAGAAACGCUUUUCUGAAAAAAUUCAGAAAAACUUCUGUAAAUCCAUUCAUAGAGAUUAUUUUUCACGCGUUUAUGUACCCUCAAUGAAAUUCGAAACUGUGUUGAGUUCCCUAGUCUGAGAAGUGUAUUUUUACGUUUCAAUUACUAUAUAAUAAACUGUGAUUCAUGAAUUUCGAUUUGAAAUGAGAAAAAGAAACAGACAACAAAUUUCAUAGAACUUGGGCGAUUUCCAUUGAGUGCGCAGUGUUUUUAGGACAGUAUCAUUUCGAGGAAGUUCGGCAACACUUGUAUCGUCGAACCCUAUUCCCAACGGUCGUCCUUCGCCUCCGCUUAUCAAGGUUGUCAAUAGCGUUUAUUGUGCUCUUUGAAAAUUAUGAUUCUCUUUCGAAAAAAAAGUUUUAAGAAGUUAUAAAACUGUUUUUAAAGAGCUCUUCAAAACUGUAUAUUCAAUUGAUUCGCAAAAGCCUGUCUUGUCUGCGUCCUUUUUUGCAGGGAUGCAGUCGUUGAAUUUGAUCAUAAUUUCAAAUAAAAAAAGUUCAGCGCAGGUGUCAGGCUGUUUUGACUUGUGAUGAAUUGAGAAAUCAAGAACAUUAACCACUUUAUUAAGCAUGCUACUAUCUUACAGCCCAGCGGAGGCGUAGGUUUUUCUGACGAUGAUAUGGGUACAAAACAAGCUAGAGCUGUCUUGGACUACGACGCAAUAAUGCCGAACGAAAUUUCAGUGAAGCAAAAUGAUGUGAGAAUCACUAUCACUUUUAAAAAACCAAUUACCUGACAAUUCUUACAGAUUUUGAUCGUUUACCGACUGCCUGGAAUGGACCCUGAAUAUGUGAUGGCUGAGAAAAAUGGAGUUCGUGGUAGAAUUCCAAUUACUUACCUAGAGCUCAUCUAA